This is a messenger RNA of Gallus gallus (chicken), 9890 nucleotides long. RefSeq names its product attractin (gene ATRN). The transcript is spliced from 29 exons. Lineage: Eukaryota; Metazoa; Chordata; Aves; Galliformes; Phasianidae. The record is from RefSeq and is a predicted model, not a curated record. Gene Ontology annotation, cellular component: Golgi apparatus. The coding region runs from base 289 to 4797 and encodes 1502 amino acids. Gene Ontology annotation, molecular function: protein binding.
GUCUCUGCUCCCCGGGAACAGAGACAGGAUGAGAGGUAAUGGCCUCAAGCUGUGCCAGGCGGUGGUCAGGUUGAAUAUGAGGAGGAAUUCCUUCCCCAGCAGAGCGCUCGGGCAGCGGCACAGACUGCACAGGGAGCGGCGGGGUCACCAUCGCCAGAGGUGCCCCACAGCUGUGGGGAUGUCAGGGAGGGUACAGUGGGGGCGGGCAGGGCUUGGGGAUCCGAGAGCUCUUUUACAGAAUGAAAACACACCACCACCAAACCUAAAACUUUCUUUUUACAUUUAUUUAUGUUUUUUUCCCCCCUUCAAUCUCCAGACCUCCCCAGCGGGAAAACCGGCCCCAAGAAGGGGGGACUCGCCCCCCUCAUCCUCACUCGAGGUGAGGGGCGGGAGGAGGGCCCGCCGCGCUGUGACGUCAUCGCCCGCGGCCCGGCGGCGCCUCUCGGCUGUGCGCGUCGGCCCUCCGCGCUCCCCCUCCCCCCGCCCCCCUCCCGUCCCCGCCACCUCCUCGCGGCCACCGUAGCGGCGGAACCCCCCCUCGCCGGCCACCGUCCCGGGGAGGAGGCGCCGCGGCGGCGGAUGGUCCGCGUCGUCCCGCCGCCCCCCGGCCGCCCCUCCUCCCGCAGUCGGCGGCGGCGGCGUCGGCGGCAGAUGGCGCGGGAGCGCGGGGUGCGGCGGGGCCCGGGCUGGAGGGGCGGGAGGCCGCGGCGGCUGCUGUUGGCGCUGCUGUUGCUGCUGUUGCCCGCCGUGCCGGGGCUCGGGCCCGCCGCCGCCGCUGCCGCCGAGGAGAAGGAGGAAGAUGGGGGAGCGGCGAAGGAAUGCGACAAACCGUGCGCCAACGGCGGGCGGUGCCAGCCGGGCAGCGGGCAGUGCGAGUGUCAGCCCGGCUGGGUGGGCGACCAGUGCCAGCACUGCGGGGGACGCUUCAGACUCACUGAACCUUCAGGGUACGUAACGGAUGGGCCUGGGAACUACAAAUACAAAACAAAAUGCACCUGGCUAAUUGAAGGGAGGCCAAACACAAUCCUGAGGCUUCGAUUCAAUCACUUUGCCACAGAGUGCAGUUGGGACCACUUAUAUGUGUAUGAUGGAGACUCAAUUUAUGCUCCUUUACUGGCAGCUUUUAGUGGUCUGAUUGUUCCUGAGAAAGACAGCAAUGAAACGGUACCAGAAGUUGUAGCUACUUCUGGAUAUGCUCUUCUGCAUUUCUUCAGCGAUGCUGCUUAUAAUUUGACAGGGUUUAACAUCACAUAUAAUUUCAAUAUGUGUCCCAAUAAUUGCUCCGGCCGAGGAGAGUGCAGGCUCAAUAACAGCAGCAAUUCUCUUGAAUGUGAAUGUGCCAAAUACUGGAAGGGAGAAGCUUGUGAUAUUCCCUACUGCACAGAUGAUUGUGGGGCACCAGAGAGGGGAUUUUGCAACUUCAAUGAUACUAAAGCAUGUGUUUGCUCUGCAGGCUGGCAAGGUCCUGGCUGUUCAAUUCCUGUUCCUGCAAAUCGGUCAUUUUGGACCCGUGAGGAAUAUUCUCUUCCAAAACUUCCUAGAGCAUCUCACAAAACCAUCAUCCACAACAAUAAAAUGUGGAUUGUUGGAGGCUACGUCUUCAAUCAUUCUGACUCUCAGAAGGUUUUAGCGUAUGAUCUUAUUUCUGAAGAGUGGCUUCCACUGAAUAACACUGUGAACUCAGUAGAGAUGAGAUACGGUCAUUCACUGGCAUUACAUAAGGAUGACAUAUACAUGUAUGGUGGAAAAAUAGAUGCCACGGGGAAUGUGAGCAGCCAGCUGUGGGUGUUCAACAUUCCCAGGCAGUCCUGGACUCAGGCAGCACCGAAAGCCAAGGAGCAGUACGCUGUGGUUGGCCACUCGGCACACAUUGUCACCUUGGAGGAUGAGAGCGUGGUCAUGCUUGUCAUCUUUGGGCACUGCCCCCUUUAUGGGUACAUCAGCAACGUCCAGGAGUACAACUUAGCCACAAAUACGUGGAGCAUCUUACAGACAAGUGGAGCUUUGGUACAAGGAGGUUAUGGUCACAGUAGUGUUUAUGAUCCACAUACAAGAUCCAUUUAUAUCCACGGAGGUUACAAGGCAUUCAGUGCCAACAAAUACAAGUUAGCUGAUGACCUUUACAGAUAUGAUGUUGAUUCCCGGAUGUGGACGAUUCUUAAAGACAGCAAAUUUUUCCGCUACUUGCACACCGCCGUGAUAAUGAGCGGAACCAUGCUGGUGUUUGGGGGGAACACACACAACGACACCUCCAUGAGCCACGGUGCUAAGUGCUUUUCCUCUGAUUUUAUGGCCUAUGAUAUGGCCUGCAACACGUGGUCCGUUCUUCCUCGCCCAGGUCUCCAUCAUGAUGUGAACAGGUUUGGACAUUCUGCAGUGCUGUACAACAGCACCAUGUAUAUAUUCGGAGGCUUCAACAGCCUCCUGCUGAGUGACAUCCUGAAGUACACACCAGAGAGAUGUGAGGCCUUUGCUAACGAGACCGCCUGCAUGCAUGCAGGGCCCGGUGUGCGCUGUGUCUGGGAUCCUGCCCGACCCGGCUGUGUGCCCUGGGAAAUGGCCACAUUGCAGCAGCAGCAAAAGGUCCUUGAGGACUGCCCUGCCAAGCCAGUUGUAGACAAUGAAAAAUGUGAUCAGAUUACAGACUGCUAUAGCUGUACAGCAAACACAAACAACUGUCAGUGGUGCACCGACCAGUGUAUAUCAAUGCAUAACAACUGCACGGAGGAACAGGUUCCCAUUACUGCUUAUGAGAAUUGUCCUAAGGAUAACCCUGCCUAUCACUGUAACAAAAGGACAAGCUGUAAAAGCUGCGCCAUGGAUCAGAACUGUCAGUGGGAACCCAGGAAUCAGGAGUGCAUUGCUUUACCAGAAAAUAUCUGCGGAACAAACUGGCAUUUGGUCAGCAACUCUUGCCUGAAAAUCACAAAUGCAAAGGAGAACUACGACCACGCCAAGCUGUCCUGCAGGUCCAGCGGAGCUUCGCUGGCUUCUCUCACCACCCAGAAAAAGGUGGAGUUUGUUCUGAAGGAGCUGCAGAAGAUGCAGUCUUCGUCCAAAGCAUUGACUCCUUGGGUUGGCCUGAGGAAGAUCAACGUGUCAUACUGGUGCUGGGAGGACAUGUCACCCUUCACCAACACCCUGCUCCAGUGGCUUCCUGAUGAACCCAGCGAUGCUGGAUUUUGUGGUUAUCUAGCUGAGCCUUCCAGCCAGGGACUGAAGGCAGCAACGUGCAUCAAUGAAGUCAAUGGCAGUGUCUGUGAAAGGGCAGCCAACCACAGCGCCAAGCAGUGCCGCACGCCCUGCGCCCUGCGCACCAUGUGCGGUGAGUGCACGAGUGGCAGCUCCGAGUGCAUGUGGUGCAGCAACAUGAAGCAGUGCGUGGACUCCAACGCCUACGUGGCCUCCUUCCCCUACGGGCAGUGCAUGGAGUGGUACACCAUGAGCAGCUGUCCACCUGAAAACUGCUCAGGCUACUGCACGUGCUCUCACUGCCUGGAGCAGCCUGGCUGUGGGUGGUGCACGGAUCCCAGCAACACCGGCAAGGGGAAAUGCACUGACGGCUCCUACCGAGGUCCGGUCAAGGUGCCAACCCCAUCUGCAACGGGAAAACAAAGCUUGGAGCCUGUCCUUAAUGUCAGCAUGUGUCUUGAAGAGCAUAAUUAUAACUGGUCCUUCAUCCAGUGUCCAGCCUGUCAGUGCAAUGGGCACAGUAAGUGCAUAAAUGAAAGCAUCUGUGAGAAGUGUGAAAAUCUGACAACUGGCAAACACUGUGAAACCUGUAUCUCUGGCUACUACGGUGAUCCUACUAAUGGAGGAACAUGCCAGCCUUGCAAGUGCAAUGGCCACGCCUCCGUCUGCAACACCAACACAGGGAAGUGUUUCUGCACCACCAAGGGAAUCAAAGGAGAUGAGUGUCAACUGUGCGAAGUAGAAAACCGAUAUCAGGGAAAUCCACUUAAAGGAACGUGUUACUAUACUCUUCUCAUUGACUAUCAGUUCACCUUCAGCCUUUCUCAAGAGGAUGAUCGCUAUUACACAGCAAUCAACUUUGUAGCAACACCUGAAGAGCAAAACAGAGACCUGGAUAUGUUUAUCAACGCAUCGAAAAACUUCAACCUCAAUAUUACUUGGGCAACAAGCUUUGCAGCUGGCACGCAGGCUGGGGAGGAAAUUCCUGUUGUUUCAAGAACGAAUAUAAAGGAAUACAAGGACAGCUUCUCCAAUGAGAAGUUUGAUUUCCGCAACAAUCCAAACAUCACCUUCUUUGUCUACGUCAGCAACUUCACCUGGCCAAUAAAAAUACAGAUUGCAUUCUCACAACACAGCAACUUUAUGGACCUGGUACAGUUCUUUGUGACGUUUUUCAGUUGUUUCCUGUCUCUGCUCCUGGUGGCAGCUGUGGUCUGGAAGAUUAAACAGAGUUGCUGGGCAUCGCGAAGAAGAGAGCAACUACUCCGUGAGAUGCAACAGAUGGCAAGUCGCCCCUUCGCCUCCAUCAACGUUGCCUUAGAAACAGAUGAAGAGCCGCCAGAUCUCAUUGGGGGAAGCAUAAAGACCGUGCCGAAGCCGAUAGCGCUGGAGCCGUGCUUUGGUAACAAAGCAGCCGUUCUCUCUGUAUUUGUGAGGUUGCCUCGAGGGGUUGGGGGUAUCCCACCACCAGGACAGUCAGGUCUUGCUGUGGCCAGUGCACUGGUGGACAUUUCACAACAGAUGCCAAUUGCCUACAAAGAGAAAUCGGGUGCAAUACGAAAUCGGAAACAGCAGCCCCCUGCACAGCCAGGAACCUGUAUUUGAUGCAUGGACAUCAGAAACUCUAUAGGGUUUUAAUCAAAAUGGAGAAGUACCACCAAGGAGGAGGAGGAGGAGGAGGAGGAAGAUUCUCAAGUUGUGUGUCACAAGAGACUAGAAGCACUCGGAAAAACACAGCUUCCUUGAACCCAACCUUUUCUCUCAUCUACGUGAUAGUUGGCUUUAUUUGGCAACUGCUCCACUUAAGUUUUACUGACACGUGGCUUCAGAUUGCGCCUUUGUUUUCUUCAAGUUUAAAGUAAAAUAAUUUUCUUGCAGGUCCAGUAACAUCCGAUCGCCACCGUUCAUGGUCAGUGUAAAUAGAACAGUAGUCCUAUGAAUGACACUCAGGUUUAUACAUGGAAAGUGCUUUGUAGUUCAUGUAUUUAUCAAACUGUACAAAAAAAAAAAAAAAAGAUGCAGUGUUUACAGGUGUCAGCUCUCAACACAUAAACACUACUAUUAAUCUUCAGAGCAUCUUCAUCCUUUUUUUUUUAUUAUUCCCACAUUAUUUAAGUGGAACUCUCUUCCAGAUACAGUUUUUGUUGCCAUGGCCCACAGCAUCAGGAAGGGGAAAGCUAGAGUGGCUCAGAGGGUGAGUUUGUAUGUUGCUCAGACUGCUUGUUACACCUGGAGAAGUGGAACGUCACUGCUGAAGGACUCUGUGUUUACAUAGUGUUAACCUACUUGGAGUACACCACACACAAGUGCCUAGACUUGAACAGAUCUAGGGAGCAAGGAGACUACUACGCAGUUCUUUUAAACAUAAUUAUGUCCCUUUUCAAUAUAUAUAUGUGUACACAAACGUAUACAUACAUAUAUAUAUAUACGUAUGGUCACCCAAGGCAACCUGUGUUCUUUACAGUAUAUCACAUGUGGUCAGGGGAAAAUGGCAUUUUCCUGACCAGCAAACUUCUGAGCCAGAUGGAAAUAUCUGGAGGGAAAGCAGAGUUUCGGAAUCUCAUAAGAAAGUCCCUGGUUUCACUGGUGCUUUUAAUAGAAGCACUUUGUGUUCUGGGUCAGAUAUGUUACAUUUCUUCUGCGUUGCUCUGCACAGUUUGGCCUCUUUCCUUCUCUCUUCCCUUGGCCUGUUUUUAUGGGUACAAUCUGAGCUGAGCUGUGCUGAUGCAGAGAAACAUCACUCCUCAGCUGUAAGACUUUGUCCCAGCUCCUCGGUGGGUGUAAAGAGCAGCACUCCACUAGCCAGAGGUUUGAAGAUGAAGAAUUUGUAUAAUAAUCAUAAUUGAACAAAGGCAGAGCAUCUUCAUUGGGCCAUGUUUGAAUUUUCCAUGAUUUCUGUGAUUAAUUCUGGAUGUUCCCCAUUCAGGUCGAGCUGCUGUAGGUGUUGAAGUUGGCUUGGUGAAAGGAAGGGGCUUGCAAAGAGCGAGAAGAAGGUUUGGCUUUUGGGGGAUGUAUCAAAUCAUCCCAUGGUUUUUAAAGUAAACUAGUCAGGAUCAUGGCUUGAGGCUCCAGGUUGGACUUUGCCCAUCAAUCUCCAUACUGCCACACGAGAUCGCCUCUGCUUCUGCUAGUUGUAGGGAAUGCUGUGCCAAGACCAUGAGGAGCUGGGAUAGUGAAACCACUGGGAAGAUGCUGAGGUGCCAAAUGAGGUGUUAGUUGAUCACUUGAAGUGUGGUUCCAUUCAGAUUGCUGGUUUCUGAUGAGGACAUCAGGUGGUUGUGGAAAGGAGAAGGGACAAAUCUGGGGGAGCGAAGGGAAGAGCUAUCAAAUCUCUUCUCCAAAACGAAAACCAGUACCUGCAUCUUUUUUUGUGCACAUUUUGGCCGUCGCUCACAUAUCAGCCUCCUGUUCCUUUCUGUCAGUAUGUGUUUCAAAGAGCCUUUUUGGAGCACGGCGUUGCAAUAAAGGUGUGAGCUGCUGUGUGUAUCCAGCUGGUGGUGAUGGGGUCAUCAGUCCCUGGUGGGCACAUUCAUCAAUGUGUUCGAUAACAAAUCCGACAGAACAGCAGGAAAAAACAUGGUGGGAAUAAUGCAUAUAUCCAUGUAUGCAUGUAUGUAUAUAUGCAUGUAUGUAUGUAUAUCCCACAGUGUUUCUAUACCAGAAGUGUAGAAGCCCACUGGGGAAGACUGAGGGAGGAAGAACGAUGAACAGUGUCUUUCAGAAUGAAGGGUUUAGACAAUUAAGUCAUAACUGAUGCACAAUUACCUCAGACAGAUUCAUCUCCUGAAGCUAUUUUGUAACUUUCUAUGUGUAUAGGGCUAACCUGGACUAGGCUGUACCAGAGAAGUACUACUGGACUAAAAUCCCUCCCCUGUGCUUACGUUCCCACUUUUGGUUCUGAUGCACAUCCUCACGCUCUGAGAUAUCUACUCCCACUUCUCCAACCCUUCUGGGGAGGAGAACUGCCAACCCAACCCGAGAAAACUCUUGUGCUGAAGUCUCUGUUCCGAACUGCAGGCCUGGAAGGGCGACGCGUUGUUAACGUUAGGAAAAAUGAUCUGAUUUUCCCCCACAGAGAGCUGGGUGGUCCGGUCUCAAGAGGGGUGUAGCCACAGAGGUGUCAGAAAGGCAAAAGAUGAGCAGAAAUGAUCCAGUGUUGACGAUGGGCAGAACCAAAAAACGUAAAUAGAGGAACAAGGCGUAUUUAUAUAAAUCAAACCCAACGGCGCCUGUUGGAUGCGGCUCAGCUCUGCAUCUCAUCUCCAUACUGAUGAGGGAAAGAGAGAACUCUCAUACAUAUCUCCACUGCAAACAGUUUCAUCCCAGCUCAAAGGUAGAAGUGAGGCGAAGGUGGGAGCGCUGCCGGUGGUUCAUCAUCGGGCCAGUAUCCCAAGUGAAGGAUUUGUGGGGUGAUUGAGCUUGGAGGUGAGGGAGGGGGAAGAGCGACGUUAUUUCAUGGGAGAAUCUGUAAAUAAAUGGAAAAUAACACACCGAUUUUGCACUUGUACAUAAACUAUACAGUAGCGUGCAGAACGUGGGAAGAUUUAAAGUGUAUAUAAACCAGAAAAAAAAAAAAUAUUGAAUGUAUUUUUGAUGCAUUUUAAAUGACGUAUGAGUUUUGUCUUAAUAACUUCUUCGUAUGAUGGGUAUUAGAUGACUUUCCAGAGCUUUAAAGAAACAUCAUAUUAUAUUCCUGAUAUCUUGUGGUAUAAGGCAGGGAGGCAGAAUUUGACUUGUAUGUAUUCAAAUACUUUUCACUUAAGUGUACAAGAGAAGUUAAAUAAAGCUCUUCUGUUUGAAAGGGAAAAAAAGUCUUGAAGGUAGGUAAUAAAUGUACUUAAAGUAGUCAUUACGUGGAGGAUUAAGUCAGCAGUUUAAGCCUCUACUGCUAAGAUCAUGCCAGUGAUUUCCAUUCAGAAUCACUAUUUUCAAGCAUUUAUAACUGGCUGAAAUUCAGCGUUCAAGGUCUCAACCCAUUCUAUUUUUUUGAGAGUAGCCUUUAAAAAGAAUGAAGAAAUAUUGGAGCCCUCCUUUUCUAGGAAUCCUCAGUGCCACUGGAUCUCCAAAGAAUGCAUUUGGCAUUUGACAUUGCCCAUUGUGUAGCCUAGAAGUUUCUCUGGACCGUUGCAAUGUUGAGCAAUAGGAGACCUUGCCACAAUACAGGUCGAUGUGUUGGGUACAAGAAGAUCUAUGGGAUGCAACUUUUGCAUUAUCGCCGCUCUCACGGGGCUUAAGAUGUGCUGUAUGGAAAUAUAUGCCAAAAAAUCACCUCUAUGUGAUGGGGUAAUACCUGUGAUCAGUGUGAAGUCGUAGUGUAUAAUGUACUGAAAUGCGAUGGUGUGGUACUGUAGGACCAUGUUGGGCUGCACAAAGCCUUUCUUGGGUGCAGGCUUCCUUUGGGAUACUGCGAGCACUGAAUGUUCCGAAACAUCACAUUCUCUGUGCUUAUAUGUUUUCCAAAACGUGUCUUCUCCGGGUUCAUGGUGUGGUUUUAGAAGGCAGCUCAAUGAGAGGUUGGUGAGGUUUGAUGAGAUCCACGUUCACCCAAGAGGCCAAAACACGACGUCAACGCCAAGUACCACGGCACAGGGCCCCAUCCCCGUCCUGAAGUCAGCUUUGGCUGCUUUUGCUUUUCUGCAAGACCCCAGGUUGGGGGCAGAGCCUCAGCCCUUCACCAUAAGUCUUGGCAACCCCUUCCAUCCCCACAGUUAUGGAUUUGUCGGUGCUGAGCAUGCAGGAGAGUACAGAUUUGCUCCUUACAUGCCGGGAGCGACGCUUAACUCAAUCCAUCCAACUUACAGUAAGCUUGUUGGCAUCUCUUCUACUCCUGCUCCCUCUUUAUCUCCAUUUGGGAAUGCAGUGGGGACAGGAGGGAGUGCUUCAGGGUUGGGAGUGGGACCAUGGGAAGGGAAGGGAUGAGCACCCCUCCAUUUUCAGCCAUCCUGUUGGAAUUUCGGUCACCUCCAUGCUUUUUCUGUCUCUAGCCACUUAAAUGAGGUGAUUUUCCCAUGCUGGGAAUACAACAGUGUUGUGGAUGUGCGGGUUGUUUUCCACUUCUGCGUCAGGUUUUGUUCUGUUUUGUAACCUUCUAACACUACACAUGGACGAUGUUGUGCGUCUUCCACGUACUGUAGUUCUGUAGGCAUUUCCUCUCAUUGACUCCACAAACCUCACCUGAAGACAGAAGGAUAGAAGCUGUGGAGGAGUGUAACAUGACGUCGGUCCAUUUUUAAAACAGGAAGCAAAAAGAACAUGAAUAGAGGUUUUAUAUUACUCUGAAAUUUGUGCACAAUAAAUGUUCUUUACACUAGGGUCCUUGAAUUAACUCUAUUCUGGAUUAUUAUUAUUAUUUUUGUUUUGUUCUGUAAUUAUUUACGAUUCUUAUCUGUGUUCAGACUUGAGCUUAGUUUGUUAAUAUGUAUAAUUUAGCAUUUAUUGCAUUCAUAUGUAAAUAUGAGCAAGUAUUGUAAACUAUUUCAUUGCUGGGGACUGUGGGUGUUAUACAUACACACAUUUAGGACUGCAGUUUUUGGUAUAAUUUUUUGUAUUGUAAAAUAACAGCUAAUUUAAAGCAGGAUCAAGGAAAUUACUUGGAGGUCUGUGCAUUUUAAAUACAAAUGUGAAGUACCUGUACAUAAAUAAAAGUAAAUAAUGCAAAUCUUUCCUCUGAAAUAAAAGGUAGACGAUCUGGUUAAAAA